AUUGCUGCCCUUCGGGCUGGCUGCUGUACAGGGGCAAGUGCCUCUUCAUCUCAUCAGAGAAGAAGACGUGGGAGGACAGCAGAGAUGAGUGCGAGAAGAAAUAUUCUCAGCUCCUGGUGACCAAAUCCUGGAGUCGCUGGACUGUGCCGGCCUUCCUGAAGAAUGCGGAUAUCCCAUACUGGAUCGGGCUGCAGAAGAGCAGCUUCCCCUGGUAUGAAUAUGGCUUGCUGGAGGAAAUGGACCCAGAGGAUGAGGGGGUCUCAGAUGCCUGGUUCUGGGUGGACGGCUCCCUUUAUGAAAGGCCGUGGCAGUGGAAGUCAAACGGGUCCUGUGCUGUAAUAAGCCGUGGGAGCAUCAAACCUGCCCAGUGCGCCGGUCCCGAUGACCUGCACCUCUGGAUCUGCGAGAAGGCGGCCGGGCCGAGCUCCCUGUUCAUGGG
Messenger RNA from Antrostomus carolinensis (chuck-will's-widow), 439 nucleotides. RefSeq names its product killer cell lectin-like receptor subfamily B member 1C. The annotation marks the transcript as partial. The transcript has 3 exons. Lineage: Eukaryota; Metazoa; Chordata; Aves; Caprimulgiformes; Caprimulgidae. The record is from RefSeq and is a predicted model, not a curated record. Gene Ontology annotation, molecular function: transmembrane signaling receptor activity. Gene Ontology annotation, cellular component: plasma membrane.